This is a messenger RNA of Rana temporaria (common frog), 2971 nucleotides long. It is a transcript of the gene CAPRIN1, whose product is annotated as cell cycle associated protein 1. The record is from RefSeq and is a predicted model, not a curated record. NCBI's taxonomy places the organism in Eukaryota, Metazoa, Chordata, Amphibia, Anura, Ranidae. Gene Ontology annotation, cellular component: cytoplasm. Gene Ontology annotation, molecular function: RNA binding. The coding region runs from base 128 to 2173 and encodes 681 amino acids. The transcript is spliced from 19 exons.
CUUCCUGUGCCUCGGCCUCAUUAGCUCGGUGAGGCGGCAGUGGCGGGGCGGCGACUCCUCUCUUUAUAACCUCACACCGCGAGCAGCGCUCAGGCCCCGUGACCGACCACUGCGGAGACCCUGGAAGAUGCCCUCAGCCACAAGCAGCAAGGCUGUGCCGGGCUCCGGCGAGGCACCAAGCGGUGCUGGGAUGGUACAGAGUGAGGCCAUGAAACAGAUCCUAGGGGUCCUUGAUAAGAAGCUGCGGAACCUUGAAAAGAAAAAGGGCAAGUUGGACGACUACCAGGACAGAAUGAACAAAGGAGAGCGACUGAAUCAGGACCAACUGGAUGCGGUGUCAAAACAUGUGGAGGUUUCAGCCAGCAUGGAGUUUGCUCGAGAACUGCAGAAAAGUUUCAUGGCAUUGGGCCAAGAUAUCCAAAAGAGCAUGAAAAAGGCAGCUCGUCGAGAACAGCUCAUGCGUGAAGAAGCUGAACAGAAACGUUUAAAAACAGCACUAGAGCUACAGUUUGGCUUGGAUAAACUUGGUGAUGAAGAAGUACGCAAUGACUUGAAACAAGGCUUAAAUGGGGUUCCUGUGGUAUCGGAAGAAGAGCUUGCUUUAUUGGAUGAGUUUUAUAAACUGGUGGAACCAGAACGAGAUCCAUCUGUAAGGUUGAAUGAGCAAUAUGAACAGGCCUCCAUUCACCUCUUCGAUGUCUUGGAAGGAAGAGACAAGUCUGUGUGCGGAACCACAUAUAAAGCUUUGCGGGAAAUACUGGAUCGCAUCCUCCAGAGUGGGUAUUUUGACAAUGCAAAGAAUCACCAGAAUGGACUGUGUGAGGAGGAGGAACCCCUCGCAGCGCCGCCUGCAGAAGAACAAGCACCCGAGCUUGAACCCGAAGCUGUGGAAGAAUAUACUGAGCCCAGUGAAGUGGAGUCCACCGAGUUUGUAAACAGACAGUUUAUGACGGAGAACACAUUCAGCAGCGGAGAGAAGGAACAAGUGCAAGAAUGGGCAGUAGAAACCGUUGAAGUCGUAAACUCACUCCAGCAGCAGCAACCAACAUCCCCGGCUGUCUCCGAGCCCCUAUCGCUAAAUGCCAUUUCACAAGUCCAGCCUGAUCCCAUUGUACGAAGACAGAAGGUUCAGGAUCUGAUGGCCCAGAUGCAAGGUCCAUAUAAUUUCAUGCAGGACUCUAUGUUGGAUUUUGAAAACCAACCAAUAGACCCUGCAAUUGUGUCUGCGCAACCUAUGAAUCCAGCUCAAAGCAUGGAGCUGCCUCAGAUGGUCUGCCCUCCAGUACAUUCUGAGCCCCGGCUAUCUCAGCCCAGCCAAGUUCCAGAGAGCACACAAGUUCCCAUGGUAUCUUCCACUAGUGAAGGCUUUGCUGGUUCGCCACAACUGUACCAACCUUCCCACCCCACAGAACAGAGGUCUCAGAAAGAAGCCUUGGAGCAGAUCCAGGCCUCUCUGUCUCUAAGUUCAGAUCCAACGCAAACGUCCUCAUCGCUUCCUGCUGCUUCCCAACCUCAGGUGUUCCAGACUGGGUCCAACAAACCGCUGCACAGCAGUGGUAUCAAUGUGAAUGCUGCUCCAUUCCAGUCCAUGCAGACCGUUUUUAAUAUGAAUGCACCUGUCCCUCCUGUGAACGAGGCGGACACACUGAAACAGAACCAGUACCAGGCCAGUUACAGUCAAACUUUCCCAGGCCAACCACACCAAGUGGAACAAAACGAACUUCAACAAGAGCAGCUACAGUCGGUGGUAAACACUUACCAUGCAGCAUCGGACCAGUCCCACCAAGCUUCCACUGGCCACCAACAGCAGACACAACAGAACACUGGCUUCUCCCGCAGCAACCAGCCCUUCUACAACAACAGAGGGAUGGCCCGAGGAGGGCAGCGUGGUGGCAGGGGCAUGAUUAAUGGCUACAGGGGGCCAUCCAAUGGUUUCAGAGGAGGAUAUGAUGGUUACCGCCCUGCCUUCUCAAACACUCCAAACAGCGGUUACUCACAGGCUCAGUUUAGCGCACCUCGAGAUUAUACCAACAACUACCAACGGGAUGGAUAUCAGCAAAAUUUUAAGCGAGGCACCGGGCAGGGAGGUCCUCGGGGCGCACCUCGAGGUCGCGGAGGGCCCCCAAGACCUAGCCGAGGAAUGCCACAAAUGAACAGUCAACCAGUCAAUUAAAGCGUUGGAAGGAAGGCUUGCCCACCAGCUGGUGUUUAAAAGCAUUAACUUUUUUGUUUUACCUUCCCUCUUGCUAGGAUAUCUUUUUGCUUGUAAGGGGACUGUUAUAUUGUUGCCUGGUUUAAGAUGAGAUUACGGUUGUCAGAAUAAUCUUAACUGGAUAUGCAAAAAUCAUCAAACACACACCCGCUGCAUGUUCUUCAGUAAAGAACCCGUGGCAGCUUCAAGUUCAUGAAGGACAGGACGCUUUAAUGGUUUUCUCAUUAAGUUUUCCGGUUAUCUGUUCAAUUUCUGCCUUUGUUAUGUAACCACUUGGGGCUUGAGCUGUAAAUGAACAUGUACCCACUUUAGACCCCCUGGAUCCCUAAAUGAUCAGUAUAUGUUGGGCAUUACUAGGCCAAUUUAUCCAACUAACUAUACAUAGCAGGAUUGCUAAAGCUGUCUUGUCUUUGCCUUGGGCCUGCACUGAUAUCGUGUUCCAUCUCUCUACUAUCAUUUGAGAUCAGACUAUCAUUCAUUUCACAGCUUGAAAAAGUAAUCAUCCGUUGUAGGAUCAUUUGAAGGGCAUGCUAGUCUGGUUUGUGUGUACGUUCGAAUGGAUUCCAAGUUACCUGUGCUUAGUAGUUCCAUGUUGGAUAAGUCACAGAACUUCUGCUACAGGAUUUUCAAGGGGCCCCAUUUUAUUUUUCAUGGUUGGGGAUCGUUUAAACUGCCAUUUGUGAAUCAUAUUCCCAGUAAUCUGGCGAUUAAAGGAUCAAUCAUUUUGAACAGAGGCAAAUAAAAACCUGUUUAUAUAAA